Cyprinodon tularosa is the source of this 4808-nucleotide messenger RNA. RefSeq names its product proprotein convertase subtilisin/kexin type 5. The record is from RefSeq and is a predicted model, not a curated record. Lineage: Eukaryota; Metazoa; Chordata; Actinopteri; Cyprinodontiformes; Cyprinodontidae. The transcript is spliced from 16 exons. Bases 103 to 2982 code for a protein of 959 amino acids.
AUCGAUCAGACAGCCACGGGCGCACCUGCAGAGCGGACAUUGCGUCUUUCUCAGACCACCUUCCACGCUGCUUUCCACGCAGUAGCCUGCUGCAGCACAGCCAUGAGCUCUAUCUCCACAAUCCUCCACCUUCUCUUUAUAUACGUGGGAUUUAUUGGAUGUAAACCUUCGUCGUCUUGUCCGAGCGGACAGUUUCUGCUGAAAAACCAGUGCGUCUUGUGUCAUCCCACCUGCUCCGAGUGCGACGGACACGAGCUGUUUGACUGCACUACCUGUGGAGUUUAUGAAGACGGACAGGAGCGUUUCCUGCACCAAGGUCGCUGUCGGACGCACUGCCCCAGGGGAUUCUACCCUGACAGGGGUCACUAUGCCUGCCUGCCCUGCAUAGCCAAUUGUGAACUCUGCACAGAUGGCAAUUUGUGUGCCAAAUGCCGGGAACGCUACAAACUUCAGAACGGGGUCUGUCAACCAGCGCUUUGUGACAUAGGGCAGAUGCUGGACCCCGAUACAGAAGAGUGUAUUGACUGUGAAAUGGGAUGCAAAACAUGUUCUACAGACCCUGAGAUGUGCAGCAGCUGCACUCAAGGUUACUUUCUUUUCAGACAGAAGUGCCGCAGACACUGCCCUCAGGGCACCUUCGAGGACCAUGUUGGUGGAGUCUGUCUGCCAUGUCCAGCACCAUGUGAGGACUGCAGCACCAACACCCGCUGCCUCGCCUGCCAGCCGGGUUACUUCCUUAAUGGAUGGGAGUGUAUAAAGCAGUGUCCACCGCAGACCUUCAGUGACUCCAGUGGGCGGCGCUGUCAGCCUUGCCACAGCGUGUGCCAGAUGUGUCAUGGGCCUCAUUCCACAGAAUGUGACCUCUGUCUGAGCGGUAAUCUUCCUCUGCAUGGACAGUGCCCCCAGGUUAACUGCCCGCUUGGCCAGUAUUUUGAUGGGACAUUCGGUGGAUGCCACUCAUGCGAUGCAUCCUGUAAGACCUGCUUUGGCCCACAGGCACUGGAUUGUUCCUCCUGUUUCCAAGGAUAUUUCCUGGAUCUGGAGGGUUCUUGUGUAGUGCAGUGUCCAUCAGGCUCUUACGCAAACCCUGCAACCCGGCUAUGCGAAGAGUGCUCACCAAACUGUGAGGAUUGUGUGGACAGCAGUGAUAAUUGCAUCAGCUGCCCCAAAGGCAAUAACAAACUUUUUCUGCACCAAGGCCGAUGCUGGUCAAAUUGCCCAGAGGGCUCCUUUGAGACUCCAGACGGAUUAUGUGAGGCCUGUGAUAGCUCCUGUUUGACCUGUGAUGAAAACAAAUUUCAGUGUCUGUCCUGUCCUGAUGGCCAUUACCUGGAGAGUGGAACAUGCAGACUAAACUGUUCACUGCGGACAUACCCAGCAGACGAUGGGACCUGCAGACGUUGCCCCCCUCACUGUGACGUUUGCUCUGAUGACAGAACCUGUUUCAAAUGUACGUUCCUCUACUUGAUGCUGAACGGUGUGUGCAAGGCCAGCUGUCCUGUGGGUUAUUAUGAGGACAUGGAAGAGGGCCUCUGUGCUCAGUGCCACCCUACUUGUGGCAGCUGCUCUGGGCCGCUGGCAGAUGACUGUGAGACCUGCUCGACCUUCAGUCCCAGACUCUAUAAAGGUUCAUGUCUCAAAGAAUGUCCCAUGGGUACAUACUAUGAGGUGGCAGCUAUGGAGUGUCAAGAAUGCCACCAGACGUGCAUGAGCUGCAGUGGCCCAGACCCAAACCAGUGCACCCAGUGCGAGAGGGGACUAGUACUGGAUCCCAACACUUUACUGUGUGGCGUCACAGGCGACGGGACCUGCCCAACGAGAACUUACCUGCACGAUGAUCAGUUCACCUGCAUAGGUUGCCACCAGCACUGUUAUUCCUGUCAGGGCCCUGGCAACGAUGAGUGUCUGACCUGUGCCGCCCCCAGAUACCUUCACAACAGCAGCUGUGUGGAUGAAUGUCCUGCUGGUACAUACUCCACAAGGCAGGAAGCUGAUGGACAGGAGCUGGGACUCUGUUUGCCCUGUGACCAUGUCUGCUCCACUUGCACUGGGGCUUCACCUCGAGACUGCCUGACAUGCUCUGUUGGAUACCUGAGGCUCUUACAGCUCUGCGUCCUCCACUGUCCCCCGGGGUAUUACAAACAGGGCUCUCACUGCCAAAAAUGUGACCCGUCCUGCGAGCUGUGUUCAGGACCAGGCCCUGAAUCCUGCAGGGCUUGUCUCCCUCCUCUCUUGGAGCUACAAGGCACCAGGCUGUGUGUCGAACGCUGCCCCCACCGCUUCUAUCAGGUUGAUGAAAUCUGCAAACAGUGCCAUACCAGUUGUCAGACUUGCACAGAUGCUUCGCCUCAAGGCUGCCUGACAUGCGACUCGGGGAGCACUCUGAGGGACAAAGUCUGCUACCCACGCUGUGAGGAGGGCCGAUACUUCUCAGAAAUGGAAACCUGUGAGCCGUGUGACAGCUCCUGCAGGCAUUGUGUUGGCCCCAGACCUGACCAGUGUCUGACCUGUCACAGAGACUUUGCCCUCCAUGCUGUAGAGAACCGCUGCUCCCGCUGCUGCCAGGCUGCAGUGAAUCAAACCAGCUGCUGUGUUUGUGACACUCGCUCAGCUCUGUGUGUGGAGACUCCACAGCCUAGGUCAGGAGACGGUAAGGAAUCAGACACGAACAUGUCCUCCCGAGCAUUAAAGCACACCUCAGCUGCUUUGCCCGUCACCCUGCUGCUGGCGGCGGGUCUGGCCCUGGCUGUGUUUGCCUUGAUCAAGGCCCACGCCAGGAGGAGGCUUUGCUGGAACCAGAGCUACGAGAGACUGAGCGGCAGCGGCAGCAUCAACAUGCCCCACGGCGUGCCCGAGCCUGACAGCGGCGAUGAGGUAGACGUAGUUUACACCAGCAGAGGAGGAUCCGUUUACAGGCGCUACAGCUUCAUCCUGGAGCAGGACACAGAUACAGACCAAGAUGUCCCUGUUAGUCAGUCUUAGAUGCAGCCAUUUAAGGGUGAACUGUUACUGACUGAUUAUCAGUGUAAAUUUGGGUUCAAAAGUCACUUCGUUUAUGGGAGAUUGUUUAUAUACAAUCAUUCUAUUAUUUUUGGGGCUUUUAAUGAUUUUUUGAAUGUUCUUUUUUAAAUUAAAAUAACGAUUUUUAAAAAUAAGAUCUGUAUGCACACAUUUGAAUUUGUAGUGGAAUUUACCUUUUUCUUCUUAGGGUCAAAGGUAAUCAUUAAAGAUGAAAUUUGCUCUAAUGCUUCUUUCAAUUGGUGAGGUUUGGACAGAAAGAGGCGUUUAGACCGUUGCCUUGAAUCAGCAAGUUUCUGGUCUGAUUCUUGGUUGUUAUUUGAGUGGUCUACUCUUCAGAAAUGGCAGAGUUCAUUAUACAGUUACUAAACUACUUUCACGCUUUAGGGCAUUUAGUAAAUUUUUAGCAGGGUUAAAAUCUUGCUGGGCAACAUGAGAGGGUUAAUCUUCGCCUCCUUCAUCCAUCUAUAAACUACUCUUUAAACUGCUUUGGGGUUUCAUUAUUUUUAUUGUUUGAUAUUAUGAUCAUAUGCAUCACUAUUCCUUAUUAUAUAUGUUAUGGCAAACAGUUUUUGAUAUUUCAUAUUUUACAGUACACAGAAAUAAAGAUUUGAACUAUAUUUUUCAGUGUUCAAUAUAUCCUUCAGACAAUACCGCUUUAGAACAAGCAACUGAUGAAAACAAGGGUGCUCUAUAAUUUUCCAUGUAUAUUUAUUUCCUAAUCUCUAUGACACCUUGGCAAUAAGCAACUUAGCUUUUAAUCAGUUUCAGUUAAACUUUGCACCAUCCAGGAAAUGAUUAGCAGGUAUUGAUGUGGAACCAGUUUUACUGAUGGAACCAGAACAAUAAUUAACGUCUGCCAAUACUGACGUUAUUCCAAUAUGAUGGGUAUCACUAGUAAAAAUGUGAAAAUAGCCAUAAUCUGUAAAACACACAUGAAGCAGUGAAGAACCUUCUCAGGAGUAGCCGCCGCACCAAACGCUAAUUGACUUUCAAAAGGAACAAAGGGAACCCAAAACAAUGUCUCAAACACAGCAGGCCUUACUUGCUUUAAUUAAAGUUGGCGUUCAUAAAUCAACUCUGAGAGACUGAGGAGAAUUUGCAGGCAUGGCUGACAUCCAAAUCUAAAACAACUGCUGACUUCAAUCCACAACUGUCAAAACAUCUUGGUGGUCCCCAAGAGUCAGAGCGAAUAAAUUCUGUGGAGUGACAAAAAAAAAAGAGGAAACAUUUAGAAUACAUCUAAUUAGCUCUAUCCUCAAUCUAAAACAGUGUUUCAAGUAAAGAACACCAUAUUGAUGGUCAGACAUAUUGGGGACAGCUGCUGGGCGAUUUUGACAGCCUGCCAUACUAUAGAGUCAAAAGUUUUACUCUCUGGCAGAAGAACCUGAUAGAGAAUGGCUGACCAUCAGUGACCGUUAGUUAAAGGGCUUUGCAGCUGGACAUUGAUCCAAAGCAUAGCAGCUCUGUUGAAUACGCUGUAACAAGACCUCACAGGGGCCCUAUAAACCUUUUAAAUUCUCAAACAGCAGUAAAGUUAAAACAAUUUUGCAAAGAACAGAAUUCCUGGACAGGGGUACCUGAUUGUAGCUGCUGUUUGUUUAGAUAGUUUUCCUCAUUUACAUUCCCCUACUCCCCUUUGGCAAUGUGCCAGUAUUGUUGACGAUAAAACGCCCAUUAGCAUGAUGCUACCACUACGAUGCUUUAAGAUUGUUACCCCAGUUUUAAGUUUGAAACCUCAUCCUGACUGCUUCUGUCCGAAGAACUCAGUCUAUCUUGUUAAAAAAAAA